UAUUUUGCGAAUACACAUUAUAAGAGAACUAUAUUGGUUUCUAUAAACUUUCUAGGAUUAAGUACGAUGUAAAGAUGACAAAUUGGCUAAACAAAGAAAUAUAGAUGUAAACGACGUCUCAUAGUUUUAUCUUCUAUCACACGUAUUUUUUAUAUCAGUCGAAACGAAUACACUUGCAAAUUGGAUUACGUAACGAAGCGCUACGAUGGUCUAGGAAAGCGUCAAAGGCGAGGUCAGACAGAGGGAGCGAAAUACCCCUCCAGCCCUUAUGCUGUUCUGGCAACCACCUUGUCAUCUUAACACUGUACUUUAUUUCCUGUCGGAGUUUGCGCACGAUUUCUGGUAACAUGGAUCCUCUGAGUAGUACUCUGUCACCCUUCGGUGUUCCGUGAAUUUCAAUACUUUUAGAGAACAAUUUAAAAAAUUCAUAUUAUUCUUAUAUUUCUACCAUUUUAUAUUAAAAAAUCGAUAAAAUGUCUCAAACUUAUACCCAUGCGUGCGAAAGAGCAGAACUGUUAGGGUUGCCAAUUCCAAGUGAAGAGGAAUGGAAGGAGACACAGAGGAUAGAAGAUGAAAAUCGUGCCAAUGAUGAGGACGAUGAAGCAAUCAUUCAGAACUUGGACACCUCAGAUGAAGCUGCACAACGGAUCAGUGGUGGAUUAGAUGAAUUAAACAGCAUUCUCAAUGCAACACAGAAAAAGAUUAAUAGAUUCAAGACUGUUUGUGGCAGUUUGGGUACUUUACUCAAAGUAAGAGUGGGAUCUAAAAACAAUACACCAGAUCAUAAGAGUACUGAACGAAAUCACAAUGAGACAGAACAAAUAAAUAAUGAAACAGAAGCGAAUGAUGAACAAUUGAUGGUAGACUUACCAGAUGAUAAGAAAACUGAAGAAAAUAUAAAAUCUGAUUCGACAACACCAAAAAAAAUAGACAUCAAUGAAAAGAUGGGAUCUCAUUUAAAUAAAUUAGAUUCUCUUAUUACGAAAGCUGAAAAUGCUCAAUAUAGUAUGCAACAUCAAACAAAACAGAUGAAGAAGUUUCUGAAGUAAUGAACAUGUAUGAAAAGUGUAUCUUAUUCUAUCUUUGUCAGAUCGUUUUGAUUUGUUGCUACUAGCAUAUAUAUUAUGAAAUAUAAUUUAUUAUUAAUCAUGCAAAGAUACAUACACCGUAGUUUUAGAUUGUGAAUCUGUUAAAAAGAAUGCUGCUUCACGAAAUUGUUAUGGAUUCUUCGUCCAUCUUCGUCUCUGCUUUUAUAAUUUCCUCAUGAUGCUAUUUAUGAACUCAAGUCAAGAACUGUUAAACAUUCAGGAGCAUUUGUGAACAUUUCUGAUUCUUCAAGCCGGGCAUUGUGGACUGGUGCAGAACUCCUCACCUCCAUCUUCAUCGACACCGCUUUUGAUGCCGUUACAACUGCUUUCUUCACUUUCACAAUCAUAUCAAAUUGAUCAAAUCGAUCACCGGUUACUGUGCCAUUUAUGAUGCAGCCGCUACUACCACUUCAGCUGAUCUAUUUAUCGAGUAACCCGUUAAAAUCGACAGAGCUGACUUGAAUAUGUAGUUUCUUGAUCGACACAUAUAGCAAUGAAGGAUCAAGCCAACAUAUCGCUCGGAGCGUAACCAGCUCCACUUCUAGUUAAACUGCAUUUAUAGCCAAGUUCAAAGUAUUCCACGAGCUCAGGUUUCCAUAUGAAACACUUAUCGGCUGAAUCAUGCUAAACAACACCUGUAACUUAUAUAUGUUACAAUUGAACAAGAUACGGGUACUUGUGCAAGCGUUAGAAUAAGCAGAAACAUAGUUGAUCACAUGCUUAACACUUCUUGCAUCAUGCCCAGGAAGGGUAUCAACUAUUGACUGCUAUCGUUUGACAUCUAUGAUACUAGCUAUACGAAGCUUGUUGAUGCCAGAAUUAAGUACAAACAAAAGCUCAAAGUAUGUUCUUCCCUUAGCUGAGAAGUUACUUUUUACUUGACUACCUGCUUGGAAGCCCAGCUUUAUUAUCCAUUGAAUGAUAUAGUGUGUGAAUAUGGAAUUGAAUUCAAUCGAUAAUCAUUCUUGAAGAAUUACUGUGAAGUAGUUUGCUAUACAUUCCUCAUUCAUCAAAUCCCAUAUAACUGGUAAAAACAUUCUUAACAAAGUAAUGCUUGAUUGCACCCUGAAAUAGCUGUUCUUCAGAGAUGCGUAUUAUGCAUGCGCAUCUAGUAUAAACAAUCCAUCUGUAUUAUGAAACCUGUAAAGUGACUAGUGGAUGGCAAUCAAAUCGUACAUGGUUAUAACUUUCGUCAGUGAGUCUGUGGUUAUUAUUCUGUACAAUAACAAUGUUAUUGAAUAAACUGAUGUCUGACGCACUGCCAAAAUGUUAUGCGAUCUUCGCUAUUUGACCAUACCUAAAGGGUUUGAUUGUAGCUGAUCUCAACAUCUGCAACGUUAAUCUAACAGAUUUUUCAUCGAGCGAUUGUGUGCGCUACUAUUAUAUUGGGAGGAUUACGCAAGAAAGCUCUGUCUGCCCUUGUUAUGUAAGACAGAUUGUCUCAUUAAAUCUUAUCUGAUACAGUCGCUCAUUAGCAAAAUGGUAUCAACCCUUUUGGUGAGAUUAUUACCCUACAGCGCUCUAUAGAUACAGAACUCAUGACCGCUGUUCGUAACUUUCCGGAAUAGGAAGAAAUAUUUCAAAUAUGAUGUUUUAUCAUAGAAAAAAGGUAUUAUUAUGAGAAGCAUUUUGUUGUUACCCACCUGUACAAACUUGGAUGGCUAUAAAUCAAAUCAAAGGCUGAAGAAUUGGAGCACUUACAGUUAAACGCACACUGUUGAGUCUGAAGAGGAAAUUCGUAAAAAAUCUAAUAUUGGAGUCUUGUUAUGUGAAAUUUUUAUAGAGAUAUAAAAUGUUCCAACACAUGAAGCCAAUUUUUGAAGAAAAUCAUUCACUUGUGCAGUGAACAUUUUACCUUCCCUAUCACAGUGCAAGGAAAUACUGAAGAACCACUUUCUAAUUGAAUGUUGUAUUCUAUAAUUAUCAGUGAACAUCAUUGAAUAAAUACUUAUGAGCAGACUUAUUUCUUGAAAUGGUAAAUGUAUUUUUAAAAUGACAAGAAUUCCUCUACAACUUUUUCAUGAACAUCAGAAAUAUGUAAAUCAGGUUCAAUUACAUGCUAAUGGUGAAUCCAGUGCACCCUAUAGCAUAUUCAGUCACAAACAAAAAGUGCAAGCUGUUGAAGACUGUUAUUUAUGAAUUACUUUGUGAAUCAUACAUAAUUAUAUGCACUGUGCAAUAACUCAUAAACAAUAAGAUUAUAUGGAUGACUUCUUCUUGAAUGCAUACUUGGUGAAUGAAGUAUAAAUCAUAUAGAAACAAGUGAUGGAACUUUGCAGAUGGAUGAAUUACCUUUACACAAACUGAUGUCAAACUCACAGCUAUUGAGAUAAAUAAGCGAAGAGACCACGCGGUCGGCGUCACAGAUUUCGGACACACAACAUUAAAGAUCCCUCCCAUUUUAAAAUUGAGGUAAGAGCCUCCUUAGAUAUUGUAUGUAAACGUUCAGUCUUUUUUUUAGAAGUGUUCCACUUUUUAAUUCUCUGGAAUGGCUUGCUUCUAUUACAAUCAAAGACAGAAUCUAUAUGCACUCACUGUGAUUCCUGUAACUUGUAUGGGACUUUCUAUCAUUUCGUCCAUAUGCAACAUUGCGAAAUAAAUAAUACAAAAACUUUUCUAUGCUACAACAUCUACUUCAAUGCUUAAAAGAUCUCAGAAUCUAUUACAGUAUAUAAAAUCUACAGAUUUGUUGAUGCUUCUUACUGGAAUGAUUAAACAUAAAAUUAUAUGUCUAUCCUACACAGUGAUUUAAUUCAUAUUAAAUAUAAGGUAACAAAAAAGUAAACUAUUGACAAUGAGUAAACCAAAGAUCAGAAGAAAUAUGUAAUUUUUUAUCAAAAAUAUGCAGUUUUAAGAUAUGUCAACAUACUUUUCGUUACAACUAAAUACAUUUGUAAGUGUUCCCAUAUUUUGGCAGUUCACAUCGAGGUCAUGUCAAACUAUUUAAUCUAAAUUAUCUUUUUAUGUUGAAGGUUUAAGCAUUAUUAAUAAUUGUAAAAUACUUGAAAUAUAUAAAAUUCCAUCUGGGGUGUAUUAUUAACCAUACUCAUUUAUGAGCAAUUAAUUGUAUUAGCAUCUUAAAUGGAGGUGUACAUUAAUUUAGUCUGCAAGCUCUUAACAAUGAAUCCAUUUAUCUCUUCACUGACACAUGAUUAUUUUCUCAUAACUGUUUUGAACUCAACUAUUCCAGAGCCAUAGAUGCAAAGACCUCAUUAUUGUCAUGCUGAUAGUUCUUGCGUCACAUGUACCACCAAUUUUGGCAUUAAUAGUGCAAGGAGUAUUUCUAGGAAUUACAAACAACAUACAAGUAGAAAAAUUGCAACUUCUAUUUAAGCAGUGAAGAUAGGUUAACACAAGUGAUGAUCAUCUGAAUCAACUAAUCUGAGAUUAAAUGUUACAUCAUUAAACCAUCUUCUACCUUGGACUGUAUAAGAGAGCUAUUAAACUUAAAGGACUUUCAUCACACUGAUGAAAACAGGUGGAAUGUUUCAGGUUCGAUAAAGUUGAAUUUGUUAAAUCAGGCAAUACUCCUCUAUUAUUAUCCUUAUUUAAGUACAUCCUAUUCUUGUUUUCUUCAUCAAACAGUGUGGUCGGUUUUUAACUCUGAUCAGCUGUUAAUACGUCAACACCAAUUUGUUGUUUCCAAAAAUUUUAAUGUAUUAUCUUUGUAUAGUUCUACCUUCUUGAACUUCAUCUUUACCUAGACAGUCUACUUUUUGAUCAACACAAAGGUUGUCACAAUGGAUUCUACUUAGAAAGCAUUGUCUCUUUAAUUCUAAUCGCUAGUUACAAUAUUUAGUACAAUUCCUUGACUUUUUAAAGAUUUAACACUAAGUUCAUCUUUACAAAUUUUUAUUGUGAUCUGUAAUGCACAGUGAUUCCGUUUAAUUAAAUUGAUCUUCUAUUUGCGAUUUUUUCAUCUUUAUCUUUUUAACUUCCUCAUCAUGUUAUUUCAAAUAAAAGACAGCUGACAUUUGAAAGCAUUCAUGAAUAAAAAUAUUUAUC
Nomia melanderi (Alkali bee) is the source of this 5093-nucleotide messenger RNA. RefSeq lists its product as uncharacterized. The record is from RefSeq and is a predicted model, not a curated record. Lineage: Eukaryota; Metazoa; Arthropoda; Insecta; Hymenoptera; Halictidae.